Molecule: messenger RNA, 945 nt
Organism: Marasmius oreades (fairy-ring Marasmius)
Lineage: Eukaryota; Fungi; Basidiomycota; Agaricomycetes; Agaricales; Marasmiaceae
Exons: 4
Coding region: 1-945 (314 amino acids)
Molecular function (GO): carbon-oxygen lyase activity, acting on phosphates
Source: RefSeq, a predicted model, not a curated record
AUGAACGACGCGCAAUACAAAGACAAAAAUUCCAUGUCAUUACCACACCCUGAAAAGUCCUUUAUCAAGUGUACCGUUCAAGAGGUUCUCCAGAAGUGCAACCUCCCGUUCGACAGGCUUCCGUUCGACGAAAACUUCUACAACCGAUGUAAAGAGAUGUUGGACUCCAAAUACCAUUUACCAUCGUCGAUCGGUCCAUACCUCUACGUCGGAGCCUCCAUCGCCUCUACAGCAUAUUCCCAUCUUCCAGAGGACAACCGAGUGCACGUCGCCAUAUAUACUACACUUGUGUCAGCGCUAGAUGAUAAUAGUCACAAGCGGAUGGAAGGUUUCAACCAUCGGUUCGUGAAAGGACUUCCGCAGGACGAUCCCAUCCUCGAUGCUCUGGCAAAACAUCUUCUCGAUGCACAUGAGUAUUAUGGUCAAAUACAGUGCAACUUGAUUGUGACGUCCACGUUGGACUUUGUAACUUCUUUGAUGAUGGACAUAGACAUGACAAACGUAGCCUGCUCACCCAGUUUCGCCGCUUACUGUCGAAGUAUUUCUGGCGUCCAGGUGGCCUACACGAUGUUUAUGUUCCCGAAGAGCAUCGAGUUCACAUCGUAUAUUCACUGUUUACCUCACAUAUCAAUUUACAUCAAUUACCUGAAUGACGUGCUUUCGUUUUACAAGGAGGAGCUUCGGGGGGAGGAGGAAAACUUUGCAUCUAUGCUCGCAAAGGAAUCUCUGAUCACGAAGCAGGAGGCCAUUCAGCGCCUCGCUGAUGACGUUGUAGAAGCCGAGAGAAAUAUCUCGAAAGGAUUGGCUGGCAAUCAGUCCGCCUUGGACAUUUGGCAGAGCUUCAAAGUGGGAUUUGUUCGUUUCCAUACCUCAUGCCACCGGUACAAGCUCCAGGAGUUAUUCGAACUCCCAUUGACUUCCUGGGAGAUCCAGAAGAUGGGCUAA